AUGAACAAAGAUCAAGAAACACAGAAUAGUGAAAAGACUAUGGAUUCACAACUGGAAAGAUAUGAACAUUUAGGAGGUAUAAGACAACUUCUUUUAUUUUUCAUGGUAGCAAUGGUACAGAUUAUGGUACAGGUGACUUUAUCUCAAGUCCCACUGUUACCUCUACCAGGAUUUUUCCAUAUUGAAGAGAAUUUAGGUAAACAAUCAUGGCUUGCAUUGUCAAUGCCGUUAACCACCGCCGCUUUCAUGUUGCCUGCCGGUAAAUUAGGUGAUUUAUAUACGUACAAAAGAUUAAUUGUCAUUGGGUAUGCUAUAGUUGGUUUCGGAGCUUUGAUGGUUGGAUUUACAGGUUAUGUUGAGAAUCUUGUAUACUUUUCCAUCUUUAGAGGUGUUACAGGUAUAGGUUUUGCCUGCACAUUACCAAACUUCUUACUGUUAGCUAAUACCAUAUAUCCAGCUACCAGUUUCAAGAGAUUGAUCAUGAUGGUUACGUUUAGUACUUCGGCCAUGAUUGGAUUUUUCGGAGGAUUAAUGGUAAGUGCUGUUGUUGCUGAAAGAAUUUGGUGGCCUUGGGCUUUCUGGAUAGCUGCCAUAAUAGCUAUAUUAUUGAGUAUAGCCAAUUACUUGAUUAUUCCUGAUGGAGUCGAUACCUAUUGUACAGAAAGAGUUCCAUUUGAUUUUAUAGGAACGGCUUUAUACUCACCAAGUAUAAUAAUAUUAGUGGCAAUGAUGGUACAAGGAGCUGCUGCUGGUUGGAAGCAAAAUCCUUAUACAUAUAUUAUAUUUAUCGUUGGAUGUUUAUUAUUUGGUGCAUGUAUGAUUUAUGAAAUAAAAUUCUGUAAAUAUCCUUUGAUACACAGAGGAAUUUUCACAUCAGAAACAGCUUUUGUUUUGUUAUGUAUGCUUUGUGGGUGGGCUGGAUUUGGAAUUUGGUUAUUCAAUACAGGAAGAUUCGAUCAAUUGAUUGUUGGUUCAACCCCUGUAGUUGCAGCUUUACAUUACCUACCAGUUAUUCCAUCAGGUAUCAUCUCAGUUACCUUAGCAAUUAUUUCGCUCCAGAAACUCCCCGUACCUUUAUUAAUGUUGGUGUCCUUAUGUUCAUUCUUGGUAAGUAAUAUUCUUGUUGGUACCAGACCCGUACAUCAAACAUACUGGGCACAGAACUUCAUUUCAGUGAUAAUAUUGCCUUUUGCUAUAGAUUUUAGUUUACCUACGGGGGGAAUCAUUUUACUGUCCCUAGUACCAAAUACGGAAGUUGGAGCUGCUUCAUCAAUUGUUUUAACUGCAGCAUUCUUGGCUGUGACUAUAGGUUUUGCUAUCGGUACUAAUGCCGAAGUUUAUACCACAAUAGGUAAGCCGCAGUCAAUUGAAACUUUAACCCAAGCCAUAAGAAAUUCUUUCCAUGUCGCCUUUGCCAUUAAUGGGUUAGGUGUAAUUGUUGCCUUCAUAUUUGUGAUCUACUCUUUGGCUUACUUGAAGAAAUAUUCUUCUCCUACCCAAUCAAGUGAAAAAAAUCAAAUUGUAUAG
Yamadazyma jaroonii is the source of this 1527-nucleotide messenger RNA. Lineage: Eukaryota; Fungi; Ascomycota; Pichiomycetes; Serinales; Debaryomycetaceae. The record is from the annotation of a GenBank genome assembly.